Aphidius gifuensis is the source of this 2148-nucleotide messenger RNA. RefSeq names its product SWI/SNF-related matrix-associated actin-dependent regulator of chromatin subfamily A containing DEAD/H box 1B-like. NCBI's taxonomy places the organism in Eukaryota, Metazoa, Arthropoda, Insecta, Hymenoptera, Braconidae. The record is from RefSeq and is a predicted model, not a curated record. Gene Ontology annotation, molecular function: ATP-dependent activity, acting on DNA; DNA binding. The transcript has 6 exons. Bases 1 to 2148 code for a protein of 715 amino acids. Gene Ontology annotation, cellular component: nucleus.
AUGGUGAAUUUUUGUGGUGAAGUGCUUGAAAAAAAGUUACAUAAUGCUGAAAGUGGUUCUUUAAAAUCAGAUGCAUUCAAUCAAGUACAAGGUGAUGGAAAAUCAUGUAAAAUGAUCAAACUUGUACUCAUGCUAGCCGGAGUAAUUGGAGUAAUUGGAGCAAUUGGAUUUUUUUAUGUGGCAUAUGAAUAUUCAAGGAUGCCAGCAGAAAAUACAACUGCCUAUGUUGAAUUGAACAUCGAAAAUACUAAACUUGAAAGAAAAACAAGAAGUGUACAAGCAUAUCUCAACGAUGAUGUAAUAUCCAAUACCACUAAUGAUGUAGAAACAACGACAACUGGAGAAUUAUUCGAACCAGAACCAAAAGGCAUGAAUUUAUAUACUGAAAAACAAAAAAAUGAAAUAAGAAAAUUUACUUUUCCAAAUGUUCUCUGGUCUGCAGUUCGUAGAAAAUAUAGAAAUGAAACUUCGUUAUCUCUCAAACUACGAGAAUAUGUUGAACAACAAAAUUUUAUAUUUAAACGUUAUUAUGUUGAAGUUGAAAAUAUAACAACAUCAUAUGAAUAUAAUACAAGAACACAUCCAAUAAAAAUACCAAGACCAUCAACUAUGAAAGUAACAAUUGAUUAUGAGCCUGAACUUAAAUUUUUGGGAUCAUUGUUAUUUAGUGAUUUGAGUGGUAUAUUAGUUGGUGAAAUAAAAUCUAUACAACAAAAAAUUAUUGGAAUAUAUUCAAGCUUAUUAAAUAACAUGAAUCAUCUUGAAAGUGGUAAACCAUUAUUAAUAUUGACAUUUAAAUCAAAUAUAAACGAUUGGCUGUAUUAUUUUAGAAGUGUAUCAACUGCAAAUAUCACUGAGUACAAUAAUGACAUGACAAAUCAAUUAUUAUCAAAUAAUUGUACAUAUGAUUCAGCAUGUGGUGAUAUUUAUAAUACUCAAGCUAUUGUUAUGACCUAUGAGGACAUGAAAGUUGCUUAUGAAAAAAGAUCAUUAUUUGAAAAACUGAAUUUUAAAGUUGUUGUUUAUGAUCUUGGUAAUAUUUAUGAGACUGAAGAAAAUUUAAAAUCAGCAUAUUUGACAUUAAAUCAAUUGCCAAAUACUAAAAAUAAAAUAAUUUUAUUAAAUACAUUUGAUAAUCAUCAAGUGUAUUUAUAUAAAUAUAUUUAUAUGUCAAUGUGGUCAUCAGUAUAUAAAAAAAAUUUAUCAAUUUAUGAAAAAUAUAUGGAAAAUUGUCAAAGAAAAUGUUACACUGAAAAAUAUUAUAAAUUUAAUAAAUCUUCAUGGUGUACAGAAUUUGAUGUUCAACAAACUGAAAAAGAAAUGAAAAUUUUAAAGUCAUUUACAUUUAAAACAGAUCCAAUUAUUUAUGAACAAAAUUAUCCAAUUCAUGAUGAAAGAGCUGUUUAUUGUAAAUUAACACCAAACCAAAAGCAACAUUAUCAAAUAUUGGAAAAGUCAAUUGAUAUGGACAUUAGCAAAAAAGUUUUCAAUUUUACAAAAGCCAUUAAGACAACAAAAGUACUUAGAGCAUUAGUUAAUCAUGUAUUGCAAACUCGUAAUUAUUGGCAUGAUGAACUUAUUGAAUACGCAAUAUCACAAGUUGAAAUUAACAAUAUGGUGAAACAUUCACGUACAAAACAAUUGAGAUCAGUUGAUUAUGCAUCAAUGUCUGAUAUGGAAAUAAAUCGUGUAUUUACACCAUAUCAUUAUUUAAAAACUUUAACACAUAGAAGACAUAAAGUGGCAAUAUUCAGUGAACGUUCUGAUAUAUUUAUUAUAGAAAGGUACUUGUCACUGAAACAUUAUCAAUUUCUAAAAGUUGAUAAUGAAACAGCAAGUGAUAAACAAAUGGCUAUUCUGAAUCAAUUCAAUAAUAAUACAUCAACAUCUAUUAUUAUUGUUCCAUUUGUUGAUGUUUGCAAGGAAUUUAUAUUGAAUCUUUCAUCGGUAGAUACUGUUAUUAUGUUCAGCGUUACAUUCCAGGAUAAUUAUUUAAAAACUAUUAAUGAAUGCUAUCAUCUUGGUGAAAAAAAGCCGGUAAUUGUUGAACGACUAAUCUCUGAGGAUACAAUUGAGCAAUACAUUUAUCAAACCAAGCCAAAAGAUCUUCAAGAUUUCCAAGACAAGGUUUUCGCCACUGCUGGUUAA